UCCGUUUUUUUUUUUUUUUUGUGGAUGAUUCAUGUUUUGAUUGUAAUGAGAAAUUUUAAUUCGUAUUCAUUUUUUGCCUGUGCUGUUACAUUUUUUACAUUUUUUAUACAUGAUUUCGUGUAAGCGUUCCGUCGUUCAGUGUUCGCGUCUGCUGUUAAACUAUAUCAUUACAGAAUAUUUCACUGCACUAGUCGACUAGUAGUUCUUGUUCCUGUCCAAAUUACACUGUCAAUGUACAAUACCUAAUGAUUUUGCCAUAGAUGUCACAAUAAGACAGUACUCGUGAACCGUAAUUGUUUUACCCCGGACGUCCGCGAACACAAUGGCUAAAGAAUAUGAUCAUCUGUUUAAGCUGUUAAUCAUCGGAGACAGUGGUGUUGGCAAAAGUUCAUUGCUUGUUCGUUUUGCCGAUAACACAUUCUCUGGUAGUUAUAUAACGACCAUAGGCGUCGACUUCAAAAUCCGAACAGUCAUAGUUGAUGGAGAAAAAGUUAAAUUACAGAUAUGGGAUACUGCAGGUCAAGAAAGAUUUAGAACAAUUACGUCAACGUAUUACAGAGGUACACAUGGUGUUAUAGUUGUAUACGAUGUUAGCAAUGGGGAUUCAUUUGCAAAUGUCAAACGAUGGUUACACGAGAUUGACCAAAAUUGUGAAGUUGUCAAUAGGAUAUUAGUUGGAAACAAAAAUGAUGCCCCAGAUCGAAAAGUAGUGUUAACAGAAGAUGCUCAAAGAUUUGCUGAUCAAAUGGGCAUCCAAUUAUAUGAAACAAGCGCCAAAGACAACAUAAAUGUUGAGCAGAUGUUCAUGUCGAUUACUAAACAAGUAUUGCGGAACAAAAAGGAAACCAAGGAACGACAGGCACAUCAGAACAAUGAUGUAGUGAAUUUAAGAAAAGGUCACUCAAAAGGAGCUAAAAGAAAAUGUUGUUAAAUCCAAUUGUUGCUGUAAGUGUUUUCAAUUUUAAGCUAUAAUUAUUAUUUUUUUCUUUUCAAUUUUUGUUACCACAUACACAUUAUUUUAUUAUGUGAAUACACAAAGCUCAAAGUUUUUAUUUCACAUUUAUAAAAAUUAAUAACAAUAUAAAACCAUAUUUUAGUUUCUGAUUUUGGCUACCUUUUAAUAAGUUUUGGUAUAUUAAAAUACUCAAUACCACUUGAUCAUUAUCAUAUUGCUUAUGUCUAAUAUAUGUAUUUCAUUAAAAUUAUUUUAAUUUUUUUGAUUUAUUAUGUCAACACCAGUAAAAUAUAGAUAAAAUACAUUUAUGUCUUGCCUUAAGAAUAUGUAUGUCUUUUAAGAACUUACGUUGUUAUGAUCCAUAAUUAUGAAGUAUAAAUGUGAUAUACUAAAUUAAUUUAAAUAUAUUUUACAUUCUGAUCAAAAUAUUCUAAAUAAUUAGCGUAUUUUUUAAAUUAUUAAUUGAAUCAAAUAUCAUAAUCCAAAUAUUGCAUAUAGUUAUCAAGAAUUGUAAUAUUUUGUUGUUUAUUACAAUAUUAUUUUAAAAAAUAUACUUAGGGGAAAAAUAUACUGUGUACAAUAGAAUUUUGUUUAUUCCUGUGAAAAGUGAUCAUUUAAUAACUAAACAAAUUCAUUUGAA
Molecule: messenger RNA, 1595 nt
Organism: Myzus persicae (green peach aphid)
Lineage: Eukaryota; Metazoa; Arthropoda; Insecta; Hemiptera; Aphididae
Gene: Rab35
Product: ras-related protein Rab-35
Exons: 5
Coding region: 323-931 (202 amino acids)
Biological process (GO): endocytic recycling
Cellular component (GO): endosome membrane; plasma membrane
Molecular function (GO): GTP binding; GTPase activity
Source: RefSeq, a predicted model, not a curated record